Chiloscyllium plagiosum (whitespotted bambooshark) is the source of this 2387-nucleotide messenger RNA. Lineage: Eukaryota; Metazoa; Chordata; Chondrichthyes; Orectolobiformes; Hemiscylliidae. The record is from RefSeq and is a predicted model, not a curated record.
CAUUGCACACAGGCCCAAGGACCUUCCCGCGUCACUCCUGCUCCACCGUGAACAAAACAAAUAAAAGGAAGCACGGGGCACCGAACGAAAUAAACUGUUCGAAAUUUAAAAAAAAAAGGUAACUGCGACCGGGCUGAAAUGUAUUAUCAGUUUUUUUUAAAAGAAAAACAAAAAUCAGGCAUUAGCGUAGGCAGCUAUAUAUUAUUUAAUACCUGUUUUUUUUAUAAAGAAUGUGUGAGGGGGAGGGGGAGGGGGCUUUCGGCUGUUCCUGGCUCUCAUGGGGAUCGCUGCAGCUUCACAGUUUCUCCCAGAAAGCCCCCCCUGGCUCCCGGCGGACGGUUAGCGCAUGCGCCGCGUGAACCCCCAUUUGAACAGGCGGCGGGUUCGAAACGGCUGACUGCCCUGUCAUGUAAAUGAGUUGAUAGCUUAUUUGACUGCAAUUGAAUGUUGAGCAAGAUCUGUUUUUCCACAAUGAUGCCCUCAAACAAAUUUGUCCUUAAGAUAAACGACAAAUAACAGUGGCCUCAGCACCAAUUCCUGCGGAACACCGAUGAUCACAGGUCUCCAGUCUGAAAACAACCCUCCACUACCACCAUCUCUUUCUCUUACUGUCAAACCAAUUUUGUAUCCAAUUGUGUGGGAACUUUGCAGUUCUGGUGGAUCUUCACAUUUUGCCUCGAGGAACAAGUAAAGACACCAGCUGGUUUACUGAACACCACAAGGAGGAGGUUAGUGCACUUGUCAAGGAAGAUGUUGAUUUUAAGAUAAAACAGUACCUUGAAAUGAGAAAACAGCGUGGUAACGUGCAAUCUAAACUAAACAAAGAAUUGACACCCAGUAACCCGCUGUGUCGUAAAGGUCAAACUUUUCGUCUUGCUGCUUACUUUAUGAAGAGGCAUAUGAACUUGAGAUGUGUCACACAGCAGAACUAUUGUGGACUUUAUAUAUUCCCUGAACGUUUUGUGGUUUGUAUAACUCCAUGUGAAACUGGUCCAAAAAGAGGAAUUGCUGAGGAACAGAUUACUGGUAUUGAGAAUGGAACCUCCGAAUACUUCACUGGUGGUUCAGAAAUGAAAGAACUUUGCGAUGUCUCUAUUUCAACACAGAAGAAGAAAGAAGCCUUGAAACACAUUGUUGAAAAGUCUUGUCACACGAAAAUCAGAAAUUUCAACAAAUCUGAAGCUAACACUUACUUGCCAAAAGUAUUGCACACUGUAACAGAAGAUGAGCAGGAUGUAGCCCAAUCUGCUACAGGUUUCAAGCAGGAGAUUCAGGAUAUAAAUACUGGAAGAACAGAAGAUUGUAUGAACUCAGUUCAAAGCAAGUUAUUACUUCCUGUCAUAAAAUUGGAAAAAUAUAUUAACAAGAGACAGCCAGCUCAAGAGAACUGCCAACAACAACCUCAAUCUAUUGAACAGCUGAAGACAGGUUUGAAAGGCACAGUGGGCGGUAAUGAGUCAGCACUGCAGGAUCCUAAACAAAGUGAAGUAAACACAAAAAUACCAAUGCAGCGAAGGAAAGACUCCUGUUCAAAUGAAGCAGAUAGUGCCAAGAAGAUUGUUUUAACAGAGACUUCAGCAAACCUCUGUGAGAUUACAAUGGAAGUGAAUUCUCUCGAGUCUUUAGGAAAACCACCUGUGAGAAAAAAGCUUUUAAAUCAUAAUUCGAAUCGUAAAAGGUCAGUCAAAGGUAAACCCAACAGACUUGACCCCUCAAAAGAAAUUGGAGGUGAGCCAUUGUUUUCAUUAGGCAAUUCUCCCCAAGACUUUUGCUUCACGGAUAAACAUAAAAAGAGAAGAUUAACAACAAGAACCAAACAGAUUAGAAAGUCAGAGAACGCGCCUUCAUGUCCUUCUGACUGGAAAUCUGUGAAAUCAGCAAAAGUUACAGCAUCGGUAGAAGUUGAAUCUGAUGUAGAAAAUAUGCCAAGAAAAUCUAGACUUCGAAGGCCUAAAAAGACUGGAACUGCCAGGAAUUAAGUUGUCAUGUGACAGUCACUAAUUGCCAUUGGAGUGUUUGGAUAAAUGAGGUCAUUUUAUAAAAACACAUCACUUUUAAAAUAAUUAAGAUGCCAGUGGCUUUGCAUAUUCUGGGCUCAGACUUGUAAUUUAAUAUUAAAUUCAUUACAAAUGGAUAACUUGCCUUUUAAUUUUAAUACAUUUCUCUCUUUAUAACCUUGAUUGGCAACUUGAAAGCUCAGUUUCUUCGCAUUUCUGGUCCUUUGUAAUUUGGUGUUAAUCCCAUUAAUGACAACUUAAAAAAUUGAUCAGAAUCCAUUUGUAAAUUAUUUUAAAAUGACUAUUUCCUGUCUUAGUGAUCUUCAUAUAAAUUCAAUUCUUAAGCUGUUUCCUCCUUGUAUUUCAUAAUAAAGUUAAGUAGAUCUGUAA